Messenger RNA from Mangifera indica (mango), 1737 nucleotides. RefSeq names its product protein GAMETE EXPRESSED 1-like. NCBI's taxonomy places the organism in Eukaryota, Viridiplantae, Streptophyta, Magnoliopsida, Sapindales, Anacardiaceae. The record is from RefSeq and is a predicted model, not a curated record. Bases 1 to 1737 code for a protein of 578 amino acids. The transcript has 6 exons.
AUGGGUUGUCCUCCUUAUCUUCUGUUUCUGUUAAUUUUAUCAUUUAUUUCACCAAAAAGCCAUUCAUGGGGUUUGUUUUCUUCUAGCACUUCUGCAGAGAAAACUCAAGCCAAUGAUUUCCCUUCACAGGCAAAAGAUAAUUCCAAUGGUUUUGUUGCUGAAUUCUCUAUAAAGGGUGUUGAUAAUGUGAAGGGAAAGCAGCUUGUUGAAGAAGCGAAAGGCAAAUUAGUUGGCUCGAACACUUGUUGGAGAAAUGCUUAUAGACAUAUCUUCGCCGGCUGCUCGGAGAUUAUUGCCAUUGAAAAGAAAAGGUCUAGAUUUUCUUGGCAUCUCAGUGAUUGCUUUCAAAAGGACUCCGGGAGACCUCCAUUUCCAUAUUGUGAUCCAAAUUCUGCCAUGGUUAAUUGCCUGAAGAAAUUAGAUGAUGAGGAGCACAAGACUUAUCUUGCAUUCUUAUUGGAAACUAAUUCCAUUUGCUACCAGUUACAGGCUCAUGCAUUUCAGCAUGAAACUGAGAGAUUGGUGAAUGACCUUAAACGUUCUGCAGAAUAUACAGAAAACAAGCUGGAAAUCAUAGAAGAGAAAUCUGAUACACUGUUGCAGAGUUCCGACAAGAUAUAUGAGUCGUUGGAUUCCAUUGAUAACCGAGUUCAAAGCGUAGCUCAAACGACAAAAGGUGUACAAGAUUGUGUUGAUGUUUUGUCAAGGCAUUCGGAAGCUGUUUAUCAGCAAUCUACGAAAAUUGCAUCUUCUCAAGCGGAGCUACAAGAAGGACAAGUCAGAAUGAAGGAAAAGUUUCAUGAAGGGAUGGCAUUGCUUCAUGAUGCUUACAAAGUUUUGGGUGAAGAAUUUGGAACCUUAAGAGACGAGGCUAUUGGAAUCGAGCAAGAGAUCAGCAAAGUUGGAGAUGCAAUAUUUUCCAGGAUGGAAAAUCUACAGAACAAAGCUGAUGAUAUUGGGAGCAUGGCGGGAGUUUGUUUAGAUAAGCAACAACUACUUCUUCAGGGUCAAUCCACAGAACUUGAUGGCCUUCAAUUUCUUACCAAAUUUCAAUCUGAAGCACUUGAAGAAAGCAGGAAGAAACUGCAAGAAUUAGCUGAUUAUGGGCAUAAACAACAGGAAAAGCUUUUAAAAAGACAAGCACAGCUUCAGGAAGUUCAUGAUCACCUGGUUGAGAACUCAGAAUCGCUAUUGGCAGCUCAGGAAUCUUUUGAAUCAAAGCAAGCUAGCAUGUUCAUUGCUCUAGAUAGGCUAUCUGCUUUGCAGAAAACCAUGUUGUUGGAGUCUCGAAUAAUCAAGUCUCUCUUCAUCUACUCUAUGACUAUUUUUAUCAUCUACAUGUUCACCAGUGCAAAGCAAACCUACACCAUCAGGCACAGGUUAUACAUGGGGCUGUGCGUUACAUUCUUGAUUGAAGUGGCAAUAGUUCGAUUCACAACAAAUGAAAUUGAGCAACAAACAUGGAUGAUAAAUUUAGUUAGAUCGCUUUUUCUGAUUCUGUCAGCAUUGCAGCUUCUACAUGCCAUUUUUACCUACAUAGACUAUGAAUACUUGAAUCAUCAGAUGCUACAAACCUUGCUUGAGAAAGUUAAUGGCUUGCAAAGAAACAAAGAGCUGGCAUGGGAGUCUGAGUCGGAGAGUGAUGUAGAUUGGCCUUCAUGGAUGCAUAGAGAAUUGCAAGAGGAAAUAGAUGAUUUUGAAGAUCCCAACCAUUUGAUUUCGGAUGGAAAACAGUGA